Magnolia sinica is the source of this 657-nucleotide messenger RNA. RefSeq lists its product as uncharacterized. The transcript is spliced from 3 exons. Lineage: Eukaryota; Viridiplantae; Streptophyta; Magnoliopsida; Magnoliales; Magnoliaceae. Bases 1 to 657 code for a protein of 218 amino acids. The record is from RefSeq and is a predicted model, not a curated record. Gene Ontology annotation, molecular function: RNA-DNA hybrid ribonuclease activity; RNA binding.
AUGGCCGAGGGUCUUCCAAGGGCUAAAAAUCUCAGCCUUCCUCUUCGCCUCUCGCUUGAGAUUCUCGGGAUUUGCAUCCCCUCACCCAAACAACCUGCCCUUUUUGUGGUUAAAUGGUCGAGACCGUUUAGGGGCUGGGUUAAAGUGAACGUUGAUGGCUCCUCAAGGGGGAACCCAGGCCCCUCAGGUGGUGGUGGACUAGGUAGAGAUAGCAAUGGUAACUUCCUUUUUGCAUUUAAGCUUGGGUAUGGGAGAGGCUUUAAUACGAGGGCGGAGCUUAGGGCGAUUCUAAAUGGCAUUGAGCUGUGUGCCCAAAUGGGGUACUCGAGGGUGGAGAUAGCGAGCGAUUCCAGUAUGGUGGUCGUGUCACUAGCCAAGGAGCUUCCUCCCAUCUCUUCCCUCUACGUGGGUGAUCUGGACCCCUUCAUCUCUGACUCUGACCUCAUAAAAUCCUUCUUCGCUGUGGGCCUCAUCGUUUCUGUCUGCGUCUACCGAGACUCCAUCUCCAAAGCCUCUCUCGGCUACGGCUACGUCAACUUCUUAUCUCCCUCUGAUGGUAAAAUCUUGCUGUCAGGUUUGGCAGGCCUCCUUUUUGGUCUGGGCCUGCUCCGAUCUCUCCAGAGUGUUGUACAGCCUUCGGCUGCCGUUCUUUUGUGA